This is a messenger RNA of Musca vetustissima, 1160 nucleotides long. RefSeq names its product septin-1 (gene Septin1). The record is from RefSeq and is a predicted model, not a curated record. Lineage: Eukaryota; Metazoa; Arthropoda; Insecta; Diptera; Muscidae. The transcript has 4 exons. Gene Ontology annotation, molecular function: molecular adaptor activity; GTPase activity; GTP binding. Gene Ontology annotation, cellular component: septin ring; synaptic vesicle; cell division site. Bases 47 to 1129 code for a protein of 360 amino acids. Gene Ontology annotation, biological process: regulation of exocytosis; cytoskeleton-dependent cytokinesis; cell division.
AUCCAACAUCCAAUAACGAAGAAAAAAUACUUGGAACUUCCACAAAAUGUCAGAAACAAAAAGUUUUUCCAGCAUUGAAACUCCCGGCUAUGUGGGUUUUGCCAAUCUACCCAAUCAGGUGCACCGCAAAUCAGUGAAAAAAGGUUUCGAAUUCACUCUUAUGGUUGUGGGCGAAUCUGGUUUGGGUAAAUCAACACUGGUCAACAGUUUGUUUCUCACAGAUUUAUAUCCGGAACGCAUCAUACCCGAUGCCGUGGAGAAACAAAAGCAAACCGUCAAGCUGGAAGCCUCCACUGUGGAGAUUGAGGAGCGUGGUGUUAAGUUGCGUUUAACGGUUGUGGACACACCCGGUUUCGGUGAUGCCAUCGAUAAUUCGGAUAGUUUUAGUGCCAUAUUGGAAUACAUCGAUGAACAGUAUGAACGUUUCCUGCGCGAUGAAAGCGGUUUGAAUCGUCGCAAUAUUGUCGAUAAUCGUAUACAUUGUUGUUUUUAUUUUAUAUCGCCAUUUGGUCAUGGUCUCAAACCCCUCGAUGUGGAAUUCAUGAAAAAACUACAUUCCAAAGUCAAUAUUGUGCCUGUGAUUGCCAAAGCCGAUUGCCUUACAAAAAAGGAAAUUCUGCGUUUAAAAUGUCGCAUCAUGCAAGAAAUCGAAGAUCAUGGCAUUAAAAUCUAUCCCUUGCCCGAUUGUGACUCCGACGAGGAUGAAGACUACAAGGAACAGGUGAAACAAUUGAAAGCAGCAGUGCCAUUUGCCGUCUGCGGUGCCAAUACUCUACUCGAAGUUAAGGGUAAAAAAGUCCGUGGUCGUUUAUAUCCAUGGGGUGUGGUCGAAGUGGAGAAUCCAGAACAUUGCGAUUUUAUUAAACUAAGAACAAUGUUGAUCACCCACAUGCAAGACCUUCAAGAGGUUACACAGGAAGUCCACUAUGAGAACUAUCGUUCCGAUCGUUUAGCCAAGGGUAUUAAAAACAAAGAGAAUGGCAUAAUUAAACCUGAACGUGAUUCUAUGGUGCCCACACAAAUUGUGCUGACAGAAAAGGACCGGAUACUGCAGGAAAAGGAAGCUGAACUGAGACGUAUGCAGGAAAUGUUGGCACAAAUGCAGGCUAAAAUGCAAGCGCAACAAUAAGUCUUUGAGUUUUCCAAACAACAAAAACCCU